UUUAAGAACCAUUCAUCCAAUUUACCCAUUAAAAUUCCAGUUUUCCCUCCAAUCAGAGAGACAUUACUCUUUCUGUUGUUCAGACAAUCAUGGACAGCAAGAGACAAGAUUGUCUUCAGAGAAUGAAUGCACUUGCAUUUCACAAAACUUUGAGCCUUCAAUCCAUGAUUUUACAUUAGACUUUCCUUGUCCAAGCUCUCUCAAAAAUGGUCAUACGACCCUUUUCUCUGACCAACAAAUUCCUCAGAAAACACAGAGAGUUCCCAAUUUCGCCUUACAAAACCAAAUGGCACGAAACCUUCAACCAAACCCAAGCACUGCAAACCCUAAAACGACACCAGAAUGAGAAUCCCAAUCGUCUUCUCUCUCUUCUCCUCAAUUCCUUCAAUUCUUACGACUGUAAUCCCACACCCGAAGCCUACCACUUCGUCCUCAAAACCUUAAUCAAGACCUCGCAAUUCGACCACAUCCAUUCGGUUCUCGAUCGAAUCGAAUUCGUCGAGAAAUUCGAAACCCCAGAGUACUUCUUCGCCCAGAUUAUCGGAUUCUACGGUUUCUUGGAUCGAAUCGAAGAUGCUAUUGAUAUUUUCUGGAGAAUUCCCAAGUUCAGGUGUGUUCCUUCUUCGUACUCGCUCAAUUCUUUGUUGUACGUGCUUUGUCGGAGAAAUGAGGGCUUGAGAUUUGUCCCGGAGGUUUUGAUUAAGAGCCGGGAUAUGAAUAUCAGGCUCGAAGAAGCGAGUUUUCGGAUAUUGAUUACUGCUUUGUGUAAAAUUGGAAAAGUGGGUUAUGCUAUCGAGAUUCUUGAUUGUAUGAUUAGUGAUGGGUAUGAUAUAGAUGCGAGGAUUUGUUCUUUGAUAUUGUCAUUUUUGUGUGGUAAAAACAAGGAAUUAGAUUUAGCUGGUUUUGAUGUUUUGGAAUUGUUGCAAAAAAUGGAGAAAAUGGGGUUUUGUCCCCGUAUGGGGGAUUAUUCAAAAGUUAUUAGGAUUUUGGUGAGGGAAAAAAGAGGUUUGGAGGCUUUGGAUAUUUUGGGUCAGAUGAAAGCUGAUGGAAUGAAGCCUGAUGUUGUAUGUUAUACCAUGGUUUUACAUGGGAUUGUUGCCGAAGGUGAAUACAGUAAGGCAGAUGAGAUGUUCGAUGAAAUGCUUGUGUUGGGUUUGGUUCCAGAUGUUUAUACUUACAAUGCAUAUAUAAAUGGCUUGUGCAAGCAAAAUGACGUGGAUGGAGCUCUCGAUACGAUUCUCCGGAUGGAAGAACUGGGGUGCAAGCCUAAUUUGAUUACCUACAAUCUGAUUUUGAGGGCGUUGUGUAAGAAUGGGGAGUUCGGUCGAGCGAAGGAGCUUGUGGCUGAAAUGAGCUUGAAGGGUUUUGAGGACUAUUUGCAAACGUAUAUAAUUAUGCUUGAUGUUCUACUUGGUAAAGGUGAAAUUGUUGAGGCGUGUGGCUUGAUGGAAGAAAUGUUGGAUAAGUUAUUAUGUCGUCGUUGCUCAAUGUAUGAUGAGAUCAUAUUUGGUCUGUGUCGAAGGGGAUUGGAUUGUAAAGCAUCGGAAAUGCUGGGGAAGAUGGUUGGCAAGAAUGUGGCGCCAGGGGCAAGGGCUUGGGACGCAUUGCUACUUAGCUCUGGAUCCGAACUUACUUUACCAGAGGCCAUUUGGUCCAGCCUGGUGAACCCAGUGGAAACUCUCUUAUUGUAAGGUUGAUAGAAUGGAACAUUUCCUUUAUGCAACAAUUUUUUAUUAUAGGACUCAAGGUUCUAAUUGGGAGGCCUGAACAUUGAGGCUUGGUGGGCCGUAAAAGAAUGAGGCUUGAUGGGCUAUAAAAGAAUGCUAAAAUCCAACUUGCAGUUUAAUGGACUUUGAAAUGACUUUGAGAAUGACUAAUUCGGACAACUUGAAGGACGGGUUUCCAACUUUCCACCUUUUCUAACAACCAUGUGAAAAUGAGUAACUUGUCACAUUUUUGUUCACUGCUCAAGCAUGUGCUCUGUUUCGAUCAGCCAAACAAAAAUGGAGACACACAGGAGGAACAAAUCUCCCGUUACCGAUACCGUUGGCAUUUGGGAAUUUUUUCCCUCUUGGAGCUGUCAUUUUAGGAAAUAAGGAAUGGCACUUGGGUAUCAAGGGAUGGUUUGAUGCGGGCUUUCAUGCAGACUCAUUGAUUCACCAUCGCAAAUUGUCGCUAUAAAGGGUAAUCAAGGUUUCUAUCUUUGCCUCAUGAUGAGCUUAAGAAAGCACCACAUUUCUCUUUAAGAAGAACAUGUUGUUACCCACCACUGUGUUGGAUUCCACUAUAGCUACCUCCUUUCUUGAGGUCCAUAUCCUAUUAAAUUGUUAGGUAACAUGAGACAAUUUUUCAUGCUGUAAACCAUACAACCCUAUCCCUGAAAAUUCCCUCGCUCCUUUUACUCUCAUAUAUGGACCCAUCUCUGGUGUUACUUUACUUUAUGUUGUUAAUUUUUUUCCCCAAAAAUCUAUUUGAUUAGAUGAUCUGUAAUGUUGGUCCUUUAAAUACUUUAUGUUUUGCAUGUUACUCAUGUGUGUUGUGUUAUGAAAAAUAAAAUAGGUGACGAUGACACACACAGACAGAAGAUUG
Morus notabilis is the source of this 2589-nucleotide messenger RNA. RefSeq names its product pentatricopeptide repeat-containing protein At2g38420, mitochondrial. Bases 207 to 1691 code for a protein of 494 amino acids. The transcript has a single exon. Lineage: Eukaryota; Viridiplantae; Streptophyta; Magnoliopsida; Rosales; Moraceae. The record is from RefSeq and is a predicted model, not a curated record. Gene Ontology annotation, molecular function: protein binding.